This is a messenger RNA of Hydractinia symbiolongicarpus, 1830 nucleotides long. Its product is annotated as peroxisomal sarcosine oxidase-like. Lineage: Eukaryota; Metazoa; Cnidaria; Hydrozoa; Anthoathecata; Hydractiniidae. Gene Ontology annotation, cellular component: peroxisome. The record is from RefSeq and is a predicted model, not a curated record. Bases 151 to 1287 code for a protein of 378 amino acids. Gene Ontology annotation, molecular function: flavin adenine dinucleotide binding; sarcosine oxidase activity; L-pipecolate oxidase activity. The transcript has 11 exons.
UUUUCGUCUUUAACAAUUGCGUGUCAGGCAAAAAGAUGCAGGCACUAGGUGAAGGAAGGUCCUUUUUAGUCUGUUUCUUCGCACAAAGAAGGAAAUGGGCUGAAAAAAACCUUUCUAUGUUACAUGUUUGAAUGAGCUGAGACUACCACAAUGAGUAACCAUAUUUACGAUGUGUGUGUUGUGGGUGCUGGUGUCAAUGGAAGUGCAUCAGCUUAUUCACUUGCAAAACAAAAAAAGGAUGUAUUGCUUUUAGAACAGUUUCCAGUUCCCCACACAAGAGGCAGUUCGCAUGGACAAAGUAGAAUUGUGCGCUGCUUGUAUCCUUCCAUGUGCUAUGCAAAAACGUCAUUUGACUCUUUUGCCUUGUGGAAGCAAUUGGAAAAAGAGGUUGAUGAUAAGCUGCUAAUUCAAAACGGUAUUUUAGAAGUUUUCAAAAAUGGUGCGGAGAAGUUGAAACGUUGUUUGGAAGUUUUGGAUAGACUGGGUGCUCCAUACGAUUUAUUGACUGCUGAACAAAUUAACAUUAAAUACCCAUUGUUAAAAGUACCUCAUGGCUAUUCUGGUAUAGUAGAACAUAAUGGUGGCAUGGUAUUGGCAUCCAAAUGUGUUGCUGCUUUACAGAAAGUAUUUGUCAGAAAUGGUGGUGUAUUUCAAGAUGGAGAGCCUGUUACCAGGAUAAUGCCUGGGAGUACUAUCACUAUCCAUACAAAAAAGGGCAAAUAUUACUCACGUUCACUUAUCAUCACUGCAGGUCCAUUCACAUCGAAGCUGACCAAACCCCUUGGGUUGAAUUUACCACUAAAUAUCCGGAGAACACGUGCUUGUUACUGGAGACUAAAGGAGGAAAAAUCUGGCUCUACUUCACACUGUCCUUCAUUUAUUAUGUUUGGUAUAUAUGGAUUGGCUUGUCAUGAAUAUCCAGGCUUAAUUAAGAUUUGUCAGCAUACUGGCCCAAUUGUUGACAUUGAUUAUCCUGACGUAGCACAUGACAUUGAAGAGGUGAAAAACUUUGUCAGACUUUACACAGAUGGUGUUGAAGAGAGGCCGAGCAUUGUUGAAAACUGUUUGUAUACACUAACACCAGAUCGAGAUUUUAUUAUUGAUGUCCAUCCAAAAUAUCAAAACAUUGUCAUCGGUGCAGGUUUUUCAGGUACUGGUUUUAAGAUGGCUCCUGCUACUGGAAAUAUCCUCGCAGAUUUAGCCUUGGGAAGAAUUCCAUCCUAUGAUAUAUCGAAGUUUAAAAUGGGUAGAUUCCCUGCUAUUGUGGAUAAAAAAUCUUCUUUAUAAGUUUUUUUAUGUUUUAUGAGGUUUUUUAAUUUUAACAAUGAUCUUCUGAUUGAAAACUUUGAAAGCACCAAUUUUGUGAUAUGGGAUAAUCCUGUAUAGUACAAUAUGACAUUAAAUUAACAUAUCAGAUGGCAGUUCCUAUUCCUCCAGAGCCUCAAAUAUUGGCUAUUACCUAAAACUACCCUUUAAUUUCUAUGAAAUCCUUAUCUUCAAAUAAUUUAUGCCGUAUGAUAUAAUUCGCUUAAACGAUUUUAUUAUUAGUAUGUUAUCUUAAUUUUUCGUGAUUUGUUAUCAUAUAAAGUUUAUCAUUAUAAUUGAUUUUUGUAUUAAAAUUUAUUACCAACAGUUUCUUACAACAAGGUGUUCGAACACUUUGUUUCACUGACACAAAAUGAAAAGGACAGGAAAACGCAUCAGAAGAAAUAAUCUGAUUGCAAUUUCUUGAUUAUUGCAUUAUUUUUGUGUUUGUGGAAAGUUUUAAAAUAUUUUGUGCCUGUAUUUUUAGAUUUCUGGAUUUAAAUUUUAAUAUAUUUUUUAUUGCAA